AGCCCGCGCGGAGCCGGCUCAGAGCGAGAAAAGCAAACCCAACCCGUCGGGGCCGCCGCUCCGGACCCGCAGCCGCCGCCGCCGCCUCCUCCCCCCGGAUCGGGUGUACUGUCCCAACCCGAAAGUCCAGUUCUGCGGCCCGGCAGCGGCGAGCGGGCGCGAUGACACAGGAGUACGACAACAAACGGCCAGUGUUGGUUCUUCAGAAUGAAGCACUUUAUCCACAGCGGCGGUCCUACACUAGUGAGGAUGAGGCCUGGAAAUCCUUCCUGGAAAACCCUCUCACUGCAGCGACCAAAGCGAUGAUGAGCAUCAAUGGAGACGAAGACAGCGCCGCUGCGCUGGGCCUGCUCUAUGACUACUACAAGGUUCCAAGAGAGAGAAGGUCAUCAACAGCAAAGCCAGAGGUGGAGCACCCCGAGCCAGAUCACAGCAAAAGAAACAGCAUACCAAUUGUGACAGAGCAGCCCCUCAUCUCUGCUGGAGAAAACAGAGUGCAAGUACUGAAAAAUGUGCCGUUUAACAUUGUCCUUCCGCAUGGCAACCAGCUGGGCAUUGAUAAGAGAGGCCAUCUGACAGCUCCAGAUACGACAGUCACUGUCUCCAUAGCAACGAUGCCUACCCACUCCAUCAAGACAGAAACCCAGCCGCAUGGCUUUGCUGUGGGAAUCCCCCCAGCAGUGUAUCAUCCUGAGCCCACUGAGCGGGUGGUGGUUUUCGAUCGGAAUCUCAGUACUGACCAGUUCAGCUCUGGUGCUCAAGCCCCAAAUGCUCAAAGGCGAACUCCAGACUCGACCUUCUCAGAGACCUUCAAGGAAGGCGUUCAGGAGGUUUUCUUCCCCUCGGAUCUCAGUCUGCGGAUGCCUGGCAUGAAUUCAGAGGACUAUGUUUUUGACAGUGUUUCUGGGAACAACUUUGAAUAUACCCUGGAAGCUUCAAAAUCACUUCGACAGAAGCCAGGAGACAGUACCAUGACAUACCUGAACAAAGGCCAGUUCUAUCCCAUCACCUUGAAGGAGGUGAGCAGCAGUGAAGGAAUCCAUCAUCCCAUCAGCAAAGUUCGAAGUGUGAUCAUGGUGGUUUUUGCUGAAGACAAAAGCAGAGAAGAUCAGUUAAGGCAUUGGAAGUACUGGCACUCCCGGCAGCACACUGCUAAACAAAGAUGCAUUGACAUAGCUGACUAUAAAGAAAGCUUCAACACUAUCAGUAACAUCGAGGAGAUUGCGUAUAACGCCAUUUCCUUCACGUGGGACAUCAACGAUGAAGCAAAGGUUUUCAUCUCUGUGAACUGCUUAAGCACAGAUUUCUCUUCCCAGAAGGGAGUGAAGGGGUUGCCUCUUAACAUUCAAAUUGAUACCUAUAGUUACAACAACCGCAGCAACAAGCCUGUGCACCGGGCCUACUGCCAGAUCAAGGUCUUCUGUGACAAGGGAGCUGAGCGGAAAAUCAGGGAUGAAGAACGAAAGCAAAGCAAAAGAAAAGUUUCUGAUGUUAAAGUGCCACUGCUUCCCUCUCACAAGCGAAUGGAUAUCACGGUUUUCAAACCCUUCAUUGAUCUCGAUACUCAGCCUGUCCUCUUCAUUCCUGACGUGCACUUUGCCAACUUGCAGCGGGGCACUCAUGUCCUUCCCAUUGCCUCUGAAGAAUUGGAGGGUGAAAGCUCUGUCUUGAAAAGGGGGCCGUACGGCACAGAAGAUGACUUUGCUGUCCCUCCUUCUACCAAGCUGGCCCGGAUAGAAGAACCAAAGAGAGUGCUGCUCUACGUUCGAAAGGAGUCAGAAGAAGUCUUUGAUGCCCUGAUGCUCAAAACCCCAUCUUUGAAGGGCUUGAUGGAAGCUAUCUCAGACAAAUAUGAUGUUCCCCAUGACAAGAUUGGGAAAAUAUUCAAGAAGUGUAAAAAGGGGAUCCUGGUGAACAUGGACGACAACAUUGUGAAGCAUUACUCCAAUGAGGACACCUUCCAGCUGCAGAUUGAAGAAGCCGGGGGGUCUUACAAGCUCACCCUGACGGAGAUCUAAAGGCCCGCGGGCCACAGCUCCCCAGGAGUUCAGUGCAGGUGUUUCUAGAUCUUACGGUUUGGCAAGUGCAGGUAACCCCAGUCAGCCAUGUCGCCAGCACAGGUCUAUGUCGAGGGAAGGGGUUCCUUGCAGGUUGGAGGCGGGGCUGCAUCUGGCUUGGUGGUAGCAUUUAAUCUAUUGCAUUGGCGUUUUUCAGAUGAAAGAGAAAUCCAUAUACCAUUAUGUUUGAAUUUCCUGAUAUAUACAGGAUUUAAAGUGAAAACUUUAUUCCAAGAGUUAACAGAGUCUCUGGGAAGCUUUAGGACAUCUGCUACGUUAUUUAUCAAAAUAUUGGGAUCUCUGCCUUGUGCCUACAAUGUCGUGGGCCUGCUCGCUAGCAGAAGUCAGAAAAGGCGAUAGGCUUGGCUUUAAGGAUUUCGUGCCCUUGCCUGAAUUCAGUACAACUCCACUGCCUCACGUUAGCGGGAGCGCACCUGAAGAGUACAGGGGGGAGCCCUCUCUCCCUUACCCUCUCACUCUCCACCAGAUGUUUACUAAACAGGGCAUGUUACUGAAAUCUUCCUUUGCGACUUUCUCGGACAUAUCAACUGCCUUUCUCAUGAAGAAUUUUAAUGGGUUACAGUAUGAAAUCAGUUAAGAUAAAGCUGCAUUGUAUAUAAGUGCAAUAUAUUUUUGAAGGUCUGUAAAUGUGUACAUACAUGUCUUAUAUAAAUAUAUAAUAUAUAAAUAUGGUGUCUGUGUACAUACAGUGAAGAUAUGCAGUAAGAGCUACCUUAAAGACUUUCCCUAGACAAAGGUUAAGUUAUUUUUGAUCGUGUAUACCAAGCAGAUAGAAUACCGUGCUUAGUGGAACCCGCUAAAAACCUUUUUCUCUGUUUUUCCAAACACAGUCAUUCUGUAGCAUAGCAAAACCUUCUCAAAUGACAGAGAUUCUGUUUGCUGUUGAGAAUGUUGUUAUUUGGAUUUCUGCACUGUUUAACAAAUGAAGUAAAAGAAAAACACUACUGCAAUCACGUCUUUUGUUAUGCUAGUAUCAGUCAGAUGCACUUAGAGUGAAGAAACACUGUAAUUACAGCACACAGAUUGCAAGUAUUGCGUACCAAGUGAUACAACUCGAAAUGCAGUUCUCAUCUUCCUGUUUUGAGAAAUGAUCAUUUUAUCACGCAUCAGAGCCUUCGUGCUUUAUCUUGUAUGUUAACAAUUCUAGAAAACAUUCAUGAAUUCACAAAAAUACGUUACUAUGGCAGGGGAACAUUUUGUACACAUUUAAGUAUAUAAAAAUACUAAAAUACGUAAUUUUAUAACAAAGUCACGGGUAUCUUUAGGUUCAGGGAACUAGACUAGGUCAUUCGUGUAAAUGGACUGGUCGUUACAGUCUUAGGUUAAAGUAUUCUAAUGAAGUAUGGGAACUAAAUUGCUAGUUUUCUAAGAUAAGAUAUGGGAUAUGGGUCAUAUAACGUUUAUAUUUUUUAUGAAAUUGAUUUUGUCUUGUGUGUUAUUUUUAAUUGUAUCAUUGAAGAUGUAUUUUAAACCAAAGGGAUUAAAUUUUAUAUGUCUAUUUCGUAAUAUGUCAUUUCCUGUUUUUCAAUUUGACUUUGCAUUGCUCAGUAAAACAUGAGAGCUGAAAAGCAUCUCAUUG
This is a messenger RNA of Gorilla gorilla gorilla (western lowland gorilla), 3657 nucleotides long. RefSeq names its product grainyhead like transcription factor 1 (gene GRHL1). Gene Ontology annotation, biological process: regulation of transcription by RNA polymerase II. Gene Ontology annotation, cellular component: nucleus. Gene Ontology annotation, molecular function: RNA polymerase II cis-regulatory region sequence-specific DNA binding; DNA-binding transcription activator activity, RNA polymerase II-specific. Lineage: Eukaryota; Metazoa; Chordata; Mammalia; Primates; Hominidae. The transcript has 16 exons. The coding region runs from base 162 to 2018 and encodes 618 amino acids. The record is from RefSeq and is a predicted model, not a curated record.